AUGGCAGACUUCCUCACUGCGGUGAAAUCUUUGCGGAGCCAAAAUCGAGCUGAUGAGGACCUCAAAGCGGAAAGGUCGACAGAUUCCAACACUGGGCCUUCGAAUAAGGCUUCGGAAUCAGAGAAGCAAGCCAGAGUAGAGACCAAGCGGCUUGCAUCAAGUCCACAAGAUGCCUUGGAUAUACUCAGGAGUCAGCCUGAUCUUGACGAGCUCCGAUCGGUGCUCAAAAGCCUGCACUCUAACACUUUUUGCCCGACUUUCAGCAUACACAGUCCAGGACCGUUGCAGGCACAGAUUAUCAACACUAUAUUAGCGCAGACUGUGCCCGACUUCUGGUCUGUGUUGGCCAAGCAGGCUGCAAACAGUGUAGCUGAAGUCUUACGCAAUGUCGCUGGCCUCAACGCCAUCGUUGCCCGCUUGCGAAUGGUGCUGUCUAAGACCUCGGUGGAAGGAGGGCAGGACAGAUCUCUGGCGCUCACAGAUCUGAUCAACAUCGCUGGCCAUGUGUUACACGGGGAUGAGACGCUAUUACGGGUACACCGCAAUCUAUCUGGAGCUGUUUUAAACCAGACCAAACGGGACAUGGCAUGGAAGGAGGGAGUCUCCCUCAUGGGCUCCGGCAAAGUCCUGGCGACGCUGGCUGAGGCUGAAGAUGCUGUGAAUGAGAAAGGUGGCCUGGACGUUACAGUACGCGAGUUCACGAGCGGUGCAGACUAUGCUGCAUGGCUGGGUCGAAACAUUGCCACUUUAGCUUCGAGCGCUGAUGUUGGCAAAGUUGGUGACGCUCAUGACACAGUACCAGCAUCGCAAGUCCUUGCGAAAGCAUUGAACUUUGGGUACCCGCACAGACUUCUGGCGGCCCUUCUCGAACCCUUGGCGAUGCAGAUUCGCACGCAGCCAGGCCAGAAAGCUGUCCUCACCUCCAUGCUCUGCCACCUGCCAUCGCAUUCCAAGCGAUUAUUCGUGGAGCACUUGCUGCGAUGGCUCUCAACUAUCGACGGUAGCGAGGAUGCGACUCCACUGCCCGGUUCUGCCGAACAGGCGAAAGUGGUUGCCACAACAGCGUCCUUGCUUUCUUCUAUUGCUGCGGUAGACUCGGCACUGAAGCAGAACAUUGCAUCUUCAUUGACCGACCCAGCACGUUCAGGCCUCCAAUCCUUUGCUGUUCGACGAGCAUGCAUCGCAGCACUCUCAGCCGUCUCCGGCGACUUGGACGUUCUGCAAUUGGUGACAGAGAGAGUCAUGUCUGCCUUCAACGAUUUCCUCUUUAUUGCUCACGGCCCGAUAAUUCAGCAAGAAGCCAUGGCCCAAACACUGCUUCUGACAGCAGGAUACUUGCACCGAAAGGCGCCCAUGGCACUCUUGAUGACAGCUCGCUCCUCGAGUCAUAUGCAAGGCGUGAGCAAUAGGCUUGACACUUCUAAUGCGCGUGGGAGAUGGCUCGGCAUGGUCGUUGGGACCGCGAUAUCUAGUCUCGUGGACAAAGAAGGCAUGAAGAUGAGUUUCGGUACUGAAGACAUGGAAACGGAGGAAGCUAAGUGGUACAUGAAUCUCGCGCGGGUUGAAGAUCAAGUUGGACGCCUCGCGGAUCUACAGAGCCUACUCACAACGCCAAAACAGCCAUCCAAACGCAGACAACGGGCAGGUCGCGGCCAAGCACCGGAAAAAAUGCUAGAGAUCAACGGCAAGCCCACUUUCGGCCCUCCUCGACCACCGGCCCAGACUGAGGUCAUCGGCGAGAAAGUCACAGAACUUCUGGACGGCGAUGAGGAUGGAGACGAGGAUGACCUGAAGCCAUACGCCCAGCCGGACAGCGACCCCGAAGACAGCGACGAAGAUGCCACUCUCGUUAAUAGGAAGAAGACCAGACCUCCAGUCUACAUCCGCGAUCUUAUGGCUAUGCUGCGCGACGAGCAAGACCACGACCGCUUCCAACUCGGCAUCAAGCACGCUGCUUCGCUCAUACGGAGGAAGACAGAAUUUGGCUCUGAAGUCAAGGAUCAUGCCAACGAGCUGGGCAUCAUCUUGUGCAAUCUUCGGGAUCCAUUCGAGACGGACGAAUUUGACAGCUUGAAGCUGCAAGCAAUGAUUGCUGUCAUUCUGAGCGACGUGAAAGCCAUGGCGCCGUGGUUCUGCAAGCAAGCCUUCAGCGGCGACUACUCUGUCUCACAGCGCUGCAUCAUGCUCAGCGCCUUAGGAUUGAGCGGCAGAGAGCUUGCCGGCUUCAAGAACGAAGACGAACCGAAUCCGUCUCAAGGCGUUCCGGACUUCCCGAGCAAGCGUUUACCUCCUCGUCUGCAUGGUAUCUACAAUCAGCCAGCCACAACUACAAAGCGUCUCGAGGCAGCUAGCAACGACGUCGAACAAGCCCUCAUCAAACCCCUCGCGCUCCACGCCGCAGACCAAUCCACCGCCCAUCUCAACGCAGUCAAAGUCCGAACCUUCUCCAGCCGCAUGGACGUCGAGCGGACGAAGCGCAAACCAACCGCCAAUGCUCUGGCAAAAGUGUUUGGAGAAAGCUACUUCUUCCCACUCGUCAAUCGCUACCAGCAGGAGAUUGCAGCCUACGGAUCCGCUAGCGUCUACUCCUCCAUGCCCUUUGUCCUGGUUACUUUCGUCAAGACCGUUGCGCUCCUGCAUCAUGCUUCCGGUCCUGCGACACUCAGCCUCAGCGAGCUGAGUGGCGAGUUCUGGGAUUUGCUGCUCUCGUUGCGGGUGCAGGCUACGCAGGACAUCAGCGUGCUGCAUGCUGUGUUGUUCUCGUUGCUUACGGUGUUGGAGAUGAACACGGAUAAGCGGCAGGUUGUCAAUGACCACCCGAAGAGAUUGAUGGAGACGCAGCAAUGGGUUGACAUGGUCUUUGGGUGGGUGGGCGGGAAUGAGAUGGUGAGCGAAGGCGGCAAUGACGAGGAGACGAAAGUAAGAACGCUCGCAGCGGGCGUGCUCGUCAAGUGUAGGGAAAUCAUUGGAGCAUACCAGAAGGAGCUCGUUGGAUUCUCAAUGGAUUAG
Saxophila tyrrhenica is the source of this 3009-nucleotide messenger RNA. It is a transcript of the gene TEL2, whose product is annotated as telomere binding protein. NCBI's taxonomy places the organism in Eukaryota, Fungi, Ascomycota, Dothideomycetes, Mycosphaerellales, Extremaceae. Gene Ontology annotation, molecular function: telomeric repeat DNA binding; Hsp90 protein binding. The transcript has a single exon. The record is from RefSeq and is a predicted model, not a curated record. Bases 1 to 3009 code for a protein of 1002 amino acids. Gene Ontology annotation, biological process: protein stabilization; telomere maintenance via telomerase. Gene Ontology annotation, cellular component: cytosol.